Molecule: messenger RNA, 2288 nt
Organism: Argiope bruennichi
Lineage: Eukaryota; Metazoa; Arthropoda; Arachnida; Araneae; Araneidae
Exons: 2
Coding region: 527-1234 (235 amino acids)
Source: RefSeq, a predicted model, not a curated record
AGUGACACGUCCGAAUAUAAACAACGACAGGAUAGAGCUCUAGCAACUAUAUACUACGGUAUUGAUGAGCAAUACAGGACUUUGAUAUCUUCAACUGCAUCCAAAGCGUGGAUUAUACUCAAGGAACAAUUUGAACAUGUUUCCAGAGCAUCUGCGAUACGAUUAUUAGAUGAAUUUUUCUUUAUUAAGUUCAUUCCUGACAUUGAUAGUAUUGCAGUAUUUAUUGACGGAAUUCGAGAGAUGGUUAAAAGAUUGAAAGAUGUUGGACAUCCAUUAGACGAUAUGUUCAGUGAUUUCCAAGCAAUCAGGACGCUUCCUCAGGAGUUUCAAGGUUGUAGGUGUCCUUUUCCUUGCCACUGGCUUAAUUAACUGUGAUAGUUCUCAAACUAUUAAAGGAGUGCAUAAACAUACUUUUCUUAUUUAUACUGAGAGUAGAAGCAAGACAAAGGACAAAGUGUUUCCCAGCAGCGGUGCUUCUACAUUUGGACUCGGCAAUAUAGAAUGGCCGAAUGAAGAAUACGAAGCAAUGAAGUGGCCUUUCACUAAAUCGGAUAAUACAAAAAAAAUUAUCAAAAAUUCCGAUAGCUUAAAAUGGUCAAAUAUCGGAUCUAGUCCUUUGGAAUGGUCUGAUAUGGGAUCUCUGAAUCAAAACAAGCAAGAUGACACCGAAAAGAAUCCUGAAACAAACAUUAAACCAACCGAACAAUUUGAUAUGAGGAAGUUAAUUUUGGAAAUAGAAAAAAAUAGACCUACUGCUACACCUAACAAUGUGAAACAGCAACUUAAGGGAGUGGGAAAACUAAGACCAAAUGUUGAUUCUGAAAACAUGAAAAAGGUGUUAACAGGUGUUGAAGAACUGCCACGAGAAGAAGAAAUCGAAUCUGAAGAAGACGACGACUCAUACCAAGAAGAAAAUGACAAAGACCAACAGAUCACAUUCAGAAAUAUAAAAACUAAGAAACCAAUGGGUCACAGUUCCCCAUCUUUUUGCCCAGAAGAUACGUUAUAUCUGGAACACAUAAUUGGAAUGAGGCCAAUAAAAUACAAAUUUGUAGAGAGCGGUACAGUUGGAAAUGAAAAUCAAAAUCAACAUGGGGAAAGGAGCCGACAGCAGAGCCCUCUUUCCAGAAUUAAGAGCAGCGGUACUCGAAAUGUACGAUUCAGAAACGAAAUUCGUCCAACCAGAAGAUCUCUUAUACAGAAGCUUCGCACCCUUUCGAUUUUCCGUAACUAAUAAAAGUUGUUUUAAUUAGAAAUUUUAUACUGGAAGCCAUGCAAUUACAAUCGAUAAAAAUUGGCAUCAACUCGAAAGAUUUGCAUUCCUUCCAUGUCGUUCAAAUUAUUUACAGGAGCAUAGAAUCUUUGGAGUUAGGAAUUAUUCCCCUGGAACAGUGCAAUAGCGAAUGCCACCAACUAGUUUCUGCAUCUUUGGAAUCAAAAUAUACGGAAAGGGCAAUUCUUAACUCUAGCAAACAAAAACCAACCACGAAUAUCGACCCAACCGUUCUAGAGAUUCUAAAAAUCACAGACUAUUUCUAUCCGAACCUUCAACAAUUAUUUCACAUAGACUGGGAUUUUUACAUUGCUGGAAACGAAGCUCACGAUUACAUUACAAGCUUCAAGCUGGAAUUUAACGUUUUAUUAGGUAUAUUAUAUAGUUGCAGCUAUGCCUACUGUGUAACAGCCAUAGAACUAUACUACAGGAUACUUUUAAAUUUUCCAUCAUGCUCAAAGAAUGAACUUCACAGGAAGAAUAUUUACUCAAAAAUACGAGAGUGGGGAAGAAAGACGAUAUUUAAUCAUGCGGCACGAUUCUUUUAAAGAUGAUUCUUUACGCAAUGCAGACCAUUUUGCCACUGGUAUCGUUUGAUGGCAGAUGCAUUCAAAAGACUCCUGUAUCAUUUUCUCACAAGUAUUAUCAUGAAUGAAUAUCAGCGAAUGGGAAGCCUCAAUGUGCUGAUAUUCAAAUAGAAUCAAAGUACUUUCAGCCGUCUUGCUUGAUAAGAAGAAAUUAAAAGAAGGGGACCCUCAGAAAAAAAAAGUUCUAGAUAUUAAACGCGCAGUUUCAUGAAAUGCGAUCUCUACUCGUGACUCCGUUUUGUACGUAACUACUUGACCCAUCAAUAAAGGAGCAGCAGCAGUUGCUUUAGCAGAGUACUGAGAUGCCUACCGGAAAGGGUUUCGUAAGUAACGAUGUUCAACUACCAAUCUUUCUGUUUUAAUGUGUCGCUUUCAUCAAUAGCUGCUGUUUCAGUCGAUAGUUCUGAAUUUUAUCCACUUUUAUUUAA